CGUUACUGAUGAAAUUGGUAGCACUGAUGUUUUAAUUUAUUUGGGGUUGGUUGAAUUGUUGUCAGAAGUUGUCUUUCUUUUUGUGUCUUUUCCGAACGUCGUGACGCACGGUCACAAGAAUGGGAGCCUAUAAAUAUAUGCAAGAAUUAUAUCGCAAGAAGCAAAGCGAUGUGCUUCGCUUCUUGCUUCGUAUUCGGUGCUGGCAAUAUCGUCAGUUGACAAAACUUCACCGUGCUCCCAGACCAUCGAGGCCGGAUAAAGCUCGACGUCUUGGAUACAAGUCUAAACAAGGCUUCAUAAUCUUUAGAAUCCGCGUUCGUCGUGGUGGAAGAAAGAGGCCAGUACCAAAAGGUGCCACAUACGGUAAACCCAAGAGCCAUGGAGUCAAUCAAUUGAAACCAACCAGAAAAUUACAAUCAGUUGCUGAGGAACGUGUUGGUCGUCGAUGUGGAGGUCUAAGAGUCUUAAGCAGUUAUUGGGUGGCCCAAGAUUCCUCGUAUAAAUAUUACGAAGUAAUUCUUGUCGACCCAGCACACAAGGGAAUUCGUAAUGAUCCAAAAAUAAAUUGGGUAUGUAAUGCCGUACAUAAACAUCGUGAAUUGCGUGGAAAAACAUCAGCUGGAAAGAGUUCACGUGGCUUGGGCAAGGGUCAUAGAUUUUCGCAAACCAUUGGUGGUUCGCGUCGUGCUGCUUGGCUACGCAGGAAUUCAUUGUCUCUUCGCAGAAAACGUUAAUAAAAUUUUUUUUUUAUU
Leptopilina boulardi is the source of this 752-nucleotide messenger RNA. It is a transcript of the gene RpL15, whose product is annotated as 60S ribosomal protein L15. Bases 120 to 734 code for a protein of 204 amino acids. Gene Ontology annotation, cellular component: cytosolic large ribosomal subunit; ribosome. Gene Ontology annotation, molecular function: RNA binding; structural constituent of ribosome. Gene Ontology annotation, biological process: cytoplasmic translation. The transcript has 5 exons. NCBI's taxonomy places the organism in Eukaryota, Metazoa, Arthropoda, Insecta, Hymenoptera, Figitidae. The record is from RefSeq and is a predicted model, not a curated record.